Molecule: messenger RNA, 2433 nt
Organism: Ruditapes philippinarum (Manila clam)
Lineage: Eukaryota; Metazoa; Mollusca; Bivalvia; Venerida; Veneridae
Product: solute carrier family 28 member 3-like
Exons: 11
Coding region: 1-1614 (537 amino acids)
Biological process (GO): nucleoside transmembrane transport
Cellular component (GO): membrane
Molecular function (GO): nucleoside:sodium symporter activity
Source: RefSeq, a predicted model, not a curated record
AUGUUUUCAGUGUUUAUUAAGAUAUAUAUUGUUAGGAGACCUAGUUAUGUUUUAUUCAUUUAUCUUUAUUUCAGUUUCCGGUUCGGCGAUGAAGGUUCGGUUCGGUUGUUGGUUGUCACAUUGCUCGUCUUACUUGGUGUAGCUUACCAUUAUGUCAAGAAACUUUACGGUGUUUUCCUGUAUACUAAAUAUAUGAGACCAUUUAUUGGGAAAUAUAACAGAUAUCGUACGCUCAUCAUCACGAUUUUAACAUGUCUUGUAGCAGUAGCUGUAGUAUUGUUUAUCAUCAUAGACACUUCCCUCAGACGUCCCGCGUCUCUUGUUAGCGGCGUGGGCAUGAUCAUCUUCACAUUGCUCAUGUUCUUUCUUUCCAAAGAUCCCAGACAGGCCCCCAAAAAUUUGUUUUGGGAUAAUUUCAUGGAUCACUUUUUUGCAUUUUCUGUUAUGCCAGUCAUCAUUUUCUUCAGCGCGUCUAUCGGCGUUCUUUAUUACCUCGGUGUUAUACAGCUUCUUAUAGAGAAGAUAGCAUUUAUAAUGGAGUUCAGUUUAGGAACUGGUGCUAUGGAAUCACUCCAUGCUGCAAUCAAUAUAUUUGUCGGCUGGGCUGAAGCAAUAACUGUUGUACGACCUUUUCUGGAAAGUAUGUCAAUUUCCGAGUUACAUACAGUAAUGACAAAUGGGUUUGCCACUGUCGCUGGAAGUACACUUGCUAUCUAUAUAUUAUACGGGGCUCCAGCAAACCACCUGAUUUCAGCGUCUGUAAUGUCGGCACCAGCUGCACUAGCCAUGUCCAAACUCUUCUAUCCAGAAUCCAAAGAAAACCGACAUCGUCGUGUAGAAACUGUUAAAUUACAGCGAAUGGGUACAGGUAUUAUAGACGCUGCAUCUGUUGGAGCAGUAAGUGCGAUCUCCAUUGUUGCCUACAUUCUUGCCAGUGUCAUAGCUUUCUUCUCCCUGCUAGAAUUUCUCAACGCAACCCUUCAGUGGUUUGGUGAGAGAGUAGGUCUAUCGCCACCAGAUUAUCCUCCGCUCUCAUUUGAGUUGAUUUGUUCCUAUUUAUUCUGGCCAAUAGUCUUCCUUAUGGGCGUGGCACCGGAAGAUUGUCGAGUUGUUGCUCGAAUGGUCGGAAUAAAAACAUUUGUAAACGAAUUUCUGGCUUAUGAAGACCUCGGUAAUGUAAGGCGUAAUAGAAUUAACUUAAUAAAAUAUCUUUCUGGCGGAUAUAUCAGUGGUAAUCAAGUGGGAAAUGGAAUUACCAACAACUGGUCAAAUAUAAGUCUUCAGAAUUUAACAGUCAACACACAAUUUAACAAUUUGUUGACGAAUGGUAGUGCGUAUGGUUGGUCAUCGAAUGGCUAUGAUGAAGUUGUACUACAGGGAACAAAUAUCACACUAAAAGGUGGAAUAAUCUCAGAGCAUUCGGAGAUGAUAGCAACAUAUGCUUUAUGUGGCUUUUCCAAUGUUGUAGCACUUGGAAUCAUGAUUGGUGCCCUAUGUGCUGUUGUUCCCGACAGGAAACAAGAUAUUAUGAAGGUUUCAGUGAGGGCACUUAUAUCUGGCAGUAUGGCUUGUUUUAUGACAGCGUGUAUAUCAGGUUUGCUCGGCGACAGAUGAUGGACCGCCGUUUGGAUCGAUUCAACACAGAAGUUUUUCAUCUAACAACAUAUGAAACUAUAUUAAAGGAGUGGUUCUUUAAAGACAUUUUACAGUUAACAGGCUUAUGACGGUAGCCAGCUUAGUGUUUGAUAAUAUAUUACCAGAAGUAUAAAAUAUCAAAACGAGACAGUUGUUAUAAUCUAUAUCUAUCUCACACAUCUCCUUAUUAAACGCUAGACCAAUAUCAUCCAAACUGUACAGGAAUGUUCCUCGGGUGGUCACCUUUGGAAGUUGUUCAAAGAAUAGAAUUACACGCAGAACCCUGUUUGCCGUUUCAACGGAAAGAAAAAAAUGAAAAAAUCUUUGAAAACCCUAAAGAGCUUAGAUAUUUAUCAUGAAACAUCUUCUAGUGGGUGUCUACCAAGUUUGUUCAAAUAAAAGCUCUGGUGUCAAAAUUGGCCCCACCGAAGGGGGUAUUUGAUUUUCCUUAUAUAGUAAAAACUAUAAAAAAAACAAACCUCUAAAUCUACAAGAGCUAAAGCUUAGUUUCCAUAACAACUAGUGACAGUUUCCAUAGCAACCAGUGACUAUUCAUAGCAAACUGCAAAUUUUCGUAGCAACCAGCAGACUUUAAUUUUCCAUAUUAACGAUUGAAUCUACCAUUGAAUUCCAUCUGCUUUCAUUUAUAGUUUACAAUAUUACUUGUUCCUUGUGAUGAAGAAUAUUUAUAUUCAGGUGAGCGAUAUUAGGGCCAUCGUUGCCCUCUUGUUUUAUACAGUGGUACCAAUAUAUGCAUUAACAAAACGCACUACUGAAAUAUGUAUGUAACAGUUCACU